Geosmithia morbida is the source of this 1710-nucleotide messenger RNA. RefSeq names its product nucleobase:cation symporter-1, NCS1 family. The record is from RefSeq and is a predicted model, not a curated record. The coding region runs from base 1 to 1710 and encodes 569 amino acids. Gene Ontology annotation, cellular component: plasma membrane. NCBI's taxonomy places the organism in Eukaryota, Fungi, Ascomycota, Sordariomycetes, Hypocreales, Bionectriaceae. Gene Ontology annotation, biological process: transmembrane transport; nucleobase transport. Gene Ontology annotation, molecular function: nucleobase transmembrane transporter activity. The transcript has 4 exons.
AUGGACUUGCAAAACCUCCGUCAACGAGGCCGGGCCAAGGCCAGCCACAUUGUCGACAAGACCAAGCUACGGCUCACCGAGCCCGGAAGCUGGGCUCUUCCGAAGCAGGAUAGCAGCAUUGCUCCGCCGGGUGUCUGGACGAAUGCUGAUCAAGACCCUGUGCCCCCGGAGCUCCUCACCUGGAACAAGUGGUCCUUCCUCACGUACUGGUACAGCGACCUGGCCACCAUCUCGGCAUGGAGCACAGCGUCGAGCAUAGUCGCCACCGGCCUCUCGGCGACGGACGCCAUCCUCAUCGUGCUCGUCGCCGGCAUCUGCAACGCCAUCCCCACCGUCCUCAACGGGUGCAUCGGCGCCGACCUGCACAUCCCGUUCCCCAUCGCGGCGAGGGCGAGCUACGGCUACUGGCUCAGCUACUUCUGCAUCAUCAGUCGCGGAGUCCUCGCCCUGUUCUGGUUUGGCGUGCAGAGUGCUGCUGGGGGAAACUGCGUCACUGCUAUGAUACUGGCCAUCUGGCCCAGCUAUGCGGACGUCCCCAACCACUUGCCCGCCAGCAUUGGCGUCUCGUCCCAGGGCAUGUGCUCGUACCUCAUCUACUGGCUCCUCCAGUUCCCCCUGCUCCUGAUACCGACCCACAAGCUCAAUUACCUGUUCAACGUAAAGGCUGUCUUGACCAUUCCCAUGUGUAUCGCCAUGGUCGUCUGGAUCUCCGUCAAAGCCGGCGGGGGGAGCCACUUCUUCAACGCACCUGGGUCGGUAUCUGGGUCUGCUCGGUCUUGGCUGUGGCUAUCUAACCUGACAGCAGUGACGGGAAGCUAUAGCACGCUGGCAGUCAACAUCUCCGACUUCUCCCGCUUCAGCAAAGACAGGUCGGCCCCGUGGUGGCAGCUGCCCUUUAUCCCUAUCCUCAAGACACUCAUGGGCGUCUUUGGCGUCGUAUCCGCCAGCGCGUCGCGCGAGAUCUGGGGCGAGACGCUCUGGGACCCCAUCGACAUCAUCAACAAGUGGCAGGACAACCCGGGAGGUCGCGCCGCCGCCUUCUUCUGCGCGGCCAUCUGGCUGCUGGCGCAGAUCAGCGUCAACAUCAGCGCCAACGCCAUCUCGUUCGCCAACGACGUCACCACCCUCGCCCCCAAGUGGUUCAACAUCCGGCGGGGGACCAUCUUCGUCGCCCUGUUCGGCGGCUGGGCCCUCUGCCCCUGGAUCAUCAUGAGCUCGGCCACCGCCUUCCUCAACUUCAUGUCCGCCUACGCAAUCUUCAUGGCCCCCAUCGCCGGCCUGCUCACGGCAGACUACUGGCUCGUCAAGAAGAGGAAGCUUGACGUGCCCGCCCUGUACGACCCCCAUGGCAUCUACCGCUUCGGCCGAUUCGGCGUCAACUGGCGCGCCCUGGUCAUCAACAUCGUCGUCAUAGUCCCGCUCCUGCCGGCCCUGGGCAACAAGGUCACCCCCCAGAAUGUUCCGCUCAACGAAGGGCUCAAGCACCUGUUCGCCUUCAACUGGCUCUACGGAUACAUCACCUCCCUGUUCCUCUAUUGGCUUCUCAACUACCUCUUCCCCGCAGAGGAGACGCUCGUGCCGGUGACUGUACCGGGUGGCGAUUACAGUGCCAUCCACGGUGUCGAGGCUAAUGAUGUCGAGAGCGGAAACACCACGGGCGAGAAGGACGGCGGUAAGGUGGCAGAGUCUCCGUUGGCCAGAGAACUGUAG